AAUGGUGGAAGCUCAAGGUGAAUGGUCAGAAGCUCAUGCAACUGGUUACAGUGAUGAUGCUGGCACUGGGACUGGGGGAGCUUGUGGAUAUGACGAUGUAUUCAAGCAUGGGUAUGGGCUAACAACCGCAGCAUUAAGCACAGCUCUCUUUAACAACGGCUACAGUUGUGGUUCAUGCUUCCAACUCCGCUGCUUCAACGACCCUCAAUGGUGCAGUACCAAAACCAUCACCGUCACUGCCACCAACUUCUGCCCACCUUCAUCUGAUCCCAAUGCCAAGGAUGGCUGGUGCAAUCCACCUCUCAAACACUUUGAUCUUUCUCUUCCCAUGUUUCGAUCAUUGGUUAAUAAUAUAGCUGCAGGAAUAAUACCGGUGCAGUAUAAGAGAGUGCCAUGCAGUAGACAAGGUGGUAUUAAGUUUGAAAUUAAUGGGAAUGAUAAUUUUCUUCUUGUUCUUGUUUAUAAUGUUGGAGGAGUUGGAGAUUUGAAGGCGGUGUCGGUAAAGGGAUCGAAAAGUGGGUGGACAACAAUGGGGAAGAACUGGGGAGCUAAUUGGAGUGCAAAUGCUAAUUUAAGAGGACAGAGCUUGUCUUUCUCGGUGACUACUAGUGAUGGAAAGACUGUGUUGUCUCAGGAUGUGGCUCCUCAGAAUUGGGAGUUUGGCAUGAGUUAUGAAGGAAAACAGAUCACAUGA
This is a messenger RNA of Dioscorea cayenensis subsp. rotundata (Guinea yam), 694 nucleotides long. RefSeq names its product expansin-A1-like. Gene Ontology annotation, biological process: plant-type cell wall organization. Gene Ontology annotation, cellular component: extracellular region. The record is from RefSeq and is a predicted model, not a curated record. Bases 2 to 694 code for a protein of 230 amino acids. The transcript is spliced from 2 exons. Lineage: Eukaryota; Viridiplantae; Streptophyta; Magnoliopsida; Dioscoreales; Dioscoreaceae.